This is a messenger RNA of Beauveria bassiana ARSEF 2860, 2772 nucleotides long. Its product is annotated as heat shock protein HSP98. Gene Ontology annotation, molecular function: ATP binding; ATP hydrolysis activity. Lineage: Eukaryota; Fungi; Ascomycota; Sordariomycetes; Hypocreales; Cordycipitaceae. Gene Ontology annotation, biological process: cellular response to heat. The transcript has a single exon. Gene Ontology annotation, cellular component: cytosol; cytoplasm. The record is from RefSeq and is a predicted model, not a curated record. The coding region runs from base 1 to 2772 and encodes 923 amino acids.
AUGACGGCACGAAUGGAUUUCACAGACCGGGCCCAAAAGGCCGUAGAAGAUGCCAUGUCCUUGGCGGAACAAUACGCACACUCGCAACUUGUUCCUGUCCACCUGGCUGUCUCGCUGCUGGAACCUCCCAUCGACCAGUCUAAAGAUCAGCAGAAUGCCCCUCCUGGCGCCAUCGUGACCCUGUUCCGCCAAGUUAUUGAGAGAGCUCAUGGCGACUCUCAACUUUUUGACCGAGCGCUGAAGAAGCUUUUGGUUCGUCUGCCGAGCCAAGAUCCUCCUCCAGAGCAAGUCUCUCUUUCGCCACAAUUUCACGCCGUAUUACGAAAGGCCAUGGAAUUGCAAAAGGUGCAAAAAGAUACCUACAUCGGUGUCGAUCAUCUCAUCACUGCCCUUGCCGAUGAGCCCAGCAUUCAAGCCGCCCUCAAGGAGGCCAAUAUCCCGAAACCAAAAUUGGUCCAAGACGCUGUUCAGGCCAUCCGAGGCACAAAACGCGUCGACUCCAAGACUGCCGACACCGAACAAGAGAACGAGAACCUCGCGAAAUUCACCAUUGACCUGACUGCUUUGGCUCGCGACAAAAAGGUUGACCCCGUCAUUGGCAGAGAAGAAGAGAUUCGACGAGUCAUCCGCAUUCUGUCUCGCCGUACUAAGAACAACCCGGUUCUCAUUGGUGAGCCAGGUGUGGGAAAGACAACGGUUGUUGAGGGUCUUGCUCAACGAAUCGUUAUUCGAGAUGUUCCCGACAACCUGAAGAAUUGCAAACUGCUCUCCCUUGACGUCGGUGCGCUCGUUGCGGGCUCCAAGUUCCGCGGCGAAUUCGAAGAGAGAAUGAAGGGCGUCCUGAAGGAAAUUGAGGCGUCCAAGGAAAUGAUUGUUCUCUUUGUCGACGAAAUUCACCUUCUCAUGGGUGCCGGUUCCUCCGGAGAAGGUGGAAUGGAUGCUGCCAAUCUUCUCAAGCCCAUGCUGGCUCGUGGUCAGUUGCACUGCAUUGGCGCUACCACGCUUGCCGAAUACCGAAAGUAUAUCGAAAAGGACGCUGCCUUUGAGCGUCGUUUCCAGCAGGUUCUCGUCAAGGAGCCUUCCAUCCCUGAGACCGUUUCCAUCCUCCGUGGUCUCAAGGAGAAAUAUGAUCGUCACCACCGCGUCACUAUCAAAGACAACGCCCUAGUUGCCGCCGCCAACUUAGCCGCUCGAUAUUUGACCACCCGUCGACUGCCUGACUCGGCCAUCGAUCUGGUCGAUGAGGCUGCUGCCGCUGUGCAAGUUGCACGCGAAUCUCGACCCGAAGUUAUUGAUUCUAACGAGCGCAAAUUGAGCCAACUCAUGAUCGAAAUCGCCGCUCUCGAGAAGGAGCACGAUGAAGCAUCGCAGAGUCGUCUCGCUCAGGCAAAGAAGGAAGCCAAGAAUGUCGAGGAAGAACUUGUUCCACUUCGCGAAAAGUAUCAAAAUGAACUUAAGCGGAGCGAGGACAUUCACAACGCCAAGGUCAAGCUCGACGAUUUGGAGAAGCGCUUGGAAGAUGCUAUGAACAACUCAGAACACGCCAAAGCCGCCGAUCUUAAAUAUGGAGCCAUCCCCGACCAGAAAGAAGUUAUCAAGAGACUCGAGCAGAAGAAGGCUGCCGCUGAUGCCGCUCUCAACGAAACCAACGUCGACGCCGGCGGUUCCAUGGUUACUGACACCGUGGACGCUGAUCAGAUCAAUGAGAUUGUCGCGCGCUGGACCGGCAUCCCCGUAACACGACUCCGCACUUCUGAAAAGGAGAAGCUCAUCCACAUGGAGAAGGCUCUGAGCAAGGUUGUGGUCGGCCAGAAGGAGGCUGUACAGUCUGUCGCCAACGCCAUCAGACUGCAGCGCUCGGGUCUAUCCAAUCCCAACCAGCCCCCCAGUUUCCUCUUCUGCGGUCCUUCGGGUACCGGCAAGACUCUUCUGACCAAGGCCCUCGCCGAGUUCCUCUUCGACGAUAGCCGCGCCAUGAUCCGCUUCGACAUGUCCGAGUACCAGGAGCGCCACUCGCUCAGCCGCAUGAUUGGUGCGCCGCCCGGCUACGUCGGCCACGACGCGGGCGGUCAGCUCACGGAAGCGCUCCGACGCAAGCCCUUUUCCAUCCUCCUCUUUGAUGAGGUUGAAAAGGCGGCUAAGGAAAUUCUCACUGUCAUGCUGCAGCUCAUGGAUGACGGCCGCAUCACGGACGGGCAGGGUCGCGUCGUCGACGCCAGGAACUGUAUCGUCGUUAUGACGUCCAACCUGGGCGCAGAGUUUCUCACGCGUCCUGGCGCCAAGGAAGGCAAGAUCGACACGGCCACCAGGGAGCUUGUUAUGGGCGCGUUGCGCAACUACUUCCUCCCAGAGUUCCUGAACCGCAUUAACUCGGUCGUCAUCUUCAAUCGCCUCACUCGUCGUGAGAUUCGCAACAUUGUCGAUCUUCGCAUCAUGGAAAUCCAGAAGCGGUUGCAUGACAACGGUCGCAACGUCACAAUUGACGUCUCUGAGGAAGCCAAGGACUACCUCGGCAACGCAGGCUAUUCGCCCGCCUAUGGCGCUCGACCCCUCGCUCGUCUCAUUGAGCAGGAGGUCCUCAACAAGCUCGCCAUCCUCAUUCUCCGCAACAACAUCCGCGAUAAGGAGACGGCGCGCGUGGAACUCGAAGACGGCAGAAUCGUUGUGCUUUCAAAUCACCCCGACAGCGAUACUGGUGAGGACGAGGAGAUGAUGGACGAGGAAGAUGCCGUCGAUGAGCUGGAAAUGGAUGACGAAGAUUUUUACGAUUAA